UGCGGCCGCAGGCGGAAGCAGCGGCGGUGCCGGGCGCAGCUAUGGCUGCGGGCAUCCCCUGUGCGCUGGUCACCAGCUGCUGCUCCACCUUCACCGGAGACCGACUGGUCCAACAUAUCCUUGGAACAGAUGGUCCUCCUGUGGAAACAGCUUCCCACGAGACUGUGAGGUUUUACCCCUGGACCAUCGAUAACAAAUACUACUCAGCUGAUAUCAAUCUGUGUGUGGUACCAAACAAAUUUCUCGUCACCACCGAGAUUGCAGAAUCUGUUCAGGCAUUUGUGGUUUACUUUGACAGCACACAGAAAUUGGGUCUUGACAGUGUCUCCUCGUGGCUUCCCCUGGUAGAGGCCUGGUUGCCUGAGGUGAUGAUCUUGGUCUGUGAUCGAGUGUGUGAAGAGGGAGUGAGCCGCCAGAAAGCCCAAGAAUGGUGCAUCAAACACGGCUUCGAGCUUGUGGAACUUAGUCCAGAGGAGCUGCCUGAGGAGGACGAUGAUUUCCCAGAAUCUACAGGAGUAAAGCGCAUCAUACAAGCAUUGAAUGCCAAUGUCUGGUCCAAUGUUGUGAUGAAGAAUGAUAGGAACCAAGGCUUUAGCCUUCUCAGCUCGUUGGCUGGAGCCAACCCCAGCAUUGCAUCCGCGGAGAGCUGCCGCUCAGAGCCACCCCGUUUGCCAGCAGCUGAGAGGACAGAACCCCUCCCUGGACAGCGGGGCGGUGCAUGUAACACAACAGAUGCCCAGGUCGACAGCAUUGUGGAUCCGAUGCUGGACCUGGACAUUCAAGAGUUAGCCAGUCUCACGACUGGAGGAGGAGAUUUGGAAAAUUUUGAGAGACUGUUUUCAAAGCUAAAGGAAAUGAAAGACAAGGCUGCGACGCUUCCUCAUGAGCAAAGAAAGUUGCAUGCAGAAAAGGUGGCCAAAGCAUUCUGGAUGGCAAUUGGGGGAGACAGAGAUGAAAUUGAAGGCCUUUCUUCUGACGAAGAACACUAAAUUAUUACCACUAGGUUUGACUAACACAGAUGUCAGUGUUGCCCACCCAAGAUGCUUCCCUGCUCAACCCAGCUGAGCUUGGCUGAGAUUCCCAUGGCCAUGUUGGCCACCUGACUGGUUUUUAGGGUCAUCUUACUUUUAGUUUCUAAUAGAGAGCUCCUGCAGUAUCAGGGAGCGAGGAGUGUGGCGGCAGGAAUGAGUGAUAAUGUAGCCAUAUGCUUUGUAAAGAAUGGGAGCAGAAUGAGUUUGAGAGGACUGUGUGAUUACCCAGGUGAAAGGAGAGCCAGACGUGAUGGCGCAUGCCCGUGACCCAGCGCUUAGGGGGCAGAGGAUGGUGAGUCCAAGGCCAGCCUGGGAACCUGUCUUGGAAAGCAGGGAGAGAGAGGUGGCAGCCUGCAGCCUUUGCGGGGCGGACUUCUGUGUGGCAUUGCCUGCACUCACCCCAGUGGCUGUGGGUAGGGCUGGUGUCGUUUCCUGGGCAUUGGUUUUCCCCAUCAAAGAGCAUGCAGCUCCAAACUGGGACAGUGUUCUUGAGCAGAGGCACCGCUCUGGAUUAACUUGUGCUGGGAUUCUUGGAGGAGAAGGGGGCAGCAGUGUGUGCGCCCCCAGACUUACCUCUGAGAAAGUCAUUCUGGGCAUUGCGUUGGCAGUUCAAUGUCUGAGGCCCUGUGACAGAGACUCGGCAGGCCCAUGUGUGCGUUGUGAGGCGAAAGGUGAAGGUUUACCACCCCAUGAGAAUGAAAAGCCUUGGUACAUCCUCACAUGGGCCAGGGAGACUAGGCACUUGUUCUCGAGCAUGCUUUGUGGGCGUGGUGGUGGACACUGUGCUGCCGGAGCACUUCCCUGCUACUUGAGACGCCACUGCUUUGCUGUCACACGUAAGACCCUGAACAAAAGGCAGAGCCCCCUUCUCUCCAUUAAGACCAGUAGAUCGCUGUGAAGGCAGUGGUACUGAGCCAUAGUGAGGACGUGAGGUGUUAAGAUAGUGCCGUCUGAGCUCUCAGCUUUGCUCCCAAGGCUGCUGGCUCCUCUGUGCCCUUCCAGGGCUAAACCCAGGGGACAUCUGCUGUCUGUUCUUCCUCUUGAGUAGUACUUUGAGUGAGGCAGCCCCAGAGGAACCUUUCACCCGGAAGAACAGAGAGUCCAGCAAAUAAGAUGUCUUCCUUCUGCUGUUGUAGAAUACUUGGUACAUAGGUCACCGCUGUGACUCUGAGCUGGCUCAGCCCAUGGUAAGUGGUGCUACACACAGCCUGAGACCUGGUUCUGGCCUGGUGUGGGAAAGCAGGUUGAGACACACUUAGAAACAAGACUUGCCUGCUCUGGGCAUCACGUGUCUGAAUCAGAUGUGCGAGGUGGAAUGCUUGGACCAGGUCAGGGACAUUACAGAGCCGACACCAUCUCCAUGUUGGGAGUGAUGGGGAUGCUGGCUUGCUUAGUGGCUUUUUUCCCCCUCCCGUUCACUCUUGUUAAGGUCCUUGAGCCUUAUGGCUCAUCACGGUCCCAUCAGUGGGACUGACGUUUGUCUGAGGUGACGACAUGAAUCAGGAAUAUGAGGGAAGUUGGCUCUGGGUUGUCAGGAAGGUGGAACAUGUUUUUCUUAAAAGAUUGUAGAGAAUAUAUUAGGGCAACUGGUUAGCAAAUACUGACUAGAAAAGGCUGUGAACUUGAUUUUGUUGGUUAAACGAAGCCAGGUAAUUAAACAAUGACUUAAUGACAAA
Molecule: messenger RNA, 2707 nt
Organism: Jaculus jaculus (lesser Egyptian jerboa)
Lineage: Eukaryota; Metazoa; Chordata; Mammalia; Rodentia; Dipodidae
Gene: Aagab
Product: alpha and gamma adaptin binding protein
Exons: 10
Coding region: 42-989 (315 amino acids)
Source: RefSeq, a predicted model, not a curated record